This is a messenger RNA of Dibothriocephalus latus, 450 nucleotides long. The record is from the annotation of a GenBank genome assembly. NCBI's taxonomy places the organism in Eukaryota, Metazoa, Platyhelminthes, Cestoda, Diphyllobothriidea, Diphyllobothriidae.
AUGGCCUGCCUGUGCGUUUGCGAGCUGCACUGCAAAGUGGACAAAAAUAAAAUUUACUUCGCUGUCGGUCUCGGCUGCGCCCUCCUCUUUCUCAUUCUCGCCUUGGCGUUAUCAAGUUGGCGUUGUGGUACCGUGCUGGACACCUGCCUAAAUGGAGAAUCCAAGGAAUCCUAUAGGACGGUGGGGGCCCUCCUGUUCUGUGCCAUCUUAGUAAACCUCGUUGCCUUCACAAUUGUCAUCGUCGGUUGCAUGACCUCAUUUUAUUGGACCACGCCAGUCGCCCUAGGACUGACCUGGAUUGGAGGCAUCCUCGCCUUGGCUGGAAUUGCAUUCUACUUUGAUAAGUUGGAUCCAACCUACUCUCCCCUCCUGGCUGUCGUCGGAAUGUCCUUCACGUGGGCCAUAGCGAUCACCAUAAGUAUUACAAUGAUACAUGAACGAGUAUUUUAA